Molecule: messenger RNA, 721 nt
Organism: Octodon degus (degu)
Lineage: Eukaryota; Metazoa; Chordata; Mammalia; Rodentia; Octodontidae
Gene: Prr32
Product: proline rich 32
Exons: 2
Source: RefSeq, a predicted model, not a curated record
AUGGAUUAUAUUGAAAAUGUUCUUGAAGAGCAUGGUCCUUCAUCCAUAGUGGCAGCUGUGGACAAAAGUGGAAUCAGGGAUCUGCAACAAGAUUGGACCAACCAGUAUUUGGAUUCUACUCUAAAGAAUGAUAAGGAUGAUACAGAGCCCUGGUCCCAGCUUCAUAAUACACUGAGACCUCCCUUGAGUCUGUUGGAAGCUCUUCCAGGACAACUGGAUUGCCCAUCUGAGAAAACAGGAUCUCACAUUCUGAAUCAUUCAAGAGCUCUCCAUUACCUGUGUGGGCUACCAACUGCUGUUGUACAAGAUUUCCUAGCAACAGUGAAAGUAAAUAAUUCUAAAUUUUUAGCAGGCCAUAAGCAGAAGGGUCAGGAUUCUAUUGUGUCUCAGGCAUUGUUUGGCAGUCCUCUGGCACUGAUGAUAGGGGGCACAACAGUCAGUAAUUGGCUUACUGGGUGGGGUGGCAAUAAUACAAUGCUAUAUGUAGUGUUGCCAUAAGGCCCAAUAUUCUUUCCACCUAGGGGCCCACAAGCAAGAGUCCCUCUAUGCAUUUCCACUCUGAGAUCAGGAGCAGUAAUAAAGGUGCCUCAAGGAAAUACAAUGAUAGACUGUUACAGAAGGCUAGCUGAUGAUUUUUUUCCAACACAGAGUCCGUGAACAUCAUGUGACUAAUUGGCCAAGGCCAUUCCCUUUAUCUUUCUAUGCUCUGCCUUUACUGGGC